Meloidogyne enterolobii is the source of this 1031-nucleotide messenger RNA. The record is from the annotation of a GenBank genome assembly. NCBI's taxonomy places the organism in Eukaryota, Metazoa, Nematoda, Chromadorea, Rhabditida, Meloidogynidae.
AUGUCUUCUCUAUUUUAUCCAACUUCUUCAUUUUCUUCUCCAACCGAAAAAAAUAAAUUUAAAAAUAAUAAAAAAAGAAAACUUCGAAAUGCUGCAUUUAUUUCUGUUGUAUUUUCAACAUUUUCUGUAACAGCUUGUCUUCUCUCUUUUCCUUUAGUAUUUCAUUAUAUACAAAAAUUACAAGCUUCUGUGCAAGGAGAAGUUGAUUAUUGUAAAAUUAGGGAAAAGGAUAUGUGGCAACAAAUGGUUGAAGUCGAAUUAGCUACAAUAGAUUUAGAAGAGGGAACAUUACAAAACAAUGAAAAAGAUUUUUUGCCUUUGGAAUUUUUUGGAUUGAAUGAAAGAAGGCGAAGAGAGGCCGUAGACGAUUCAUUAUGCUGUACUUGUCAACAAGGACCACCAGGGCCAGACGGUCCACCAGGAGAGCCAGGAAAGGACGGGGCACCAGGUGAAGGGCCUGGACCAGCAGGACCGCCUGGGAAAGAUGCUGAACUACACGAUCGUUUAUUGCCUGUUCCACCACAAUGUCCGUGUCAAGCUCCGCCUGGACCAAUGGGUCCCUCGGGGCCGCCUGGAAAUGAUGGCCAGCCAGGAUUGCCAGGAAAAAAUGGAGAAGAUGGACAUCCAGGAAUUCAAGGGCCUCCAGGUCCGCCUGGCCCUCCGGGACAGCCUGGACCUACUGGUCAGCGUGGACCCCCUGGAGAACCAGGCAUUUCAAUACCUGGGGAGAAACCACCACCUGGACCUCCUGGACAGCCAGGACGGCCUGGACCUCCCGGAUCACCUGGAAAGCCAGGACAGCCUGGUAAAGAUGGCGAAAACGGUCCUAGUGGACCACCUGGAGAACCUGGACAGAAAGGACCACCAGGACCUAACGGUCCAACCGGACCCACAGGUAGCCCUGGUUCGUUGGGGGCCGGUGGGUCUUGUGACCAUUGUCCUACACCAAGAUUGGCACCUGGAUAUUGAAAUUUCUAGAAAAAUGUUUAAAGAGUAUUGUAAAAAAUGAUGUAUGCCUUUUAGAAAUUUUU